Cucurbita maxima (winter squash) is the source of this 1837-nucleotide messenger RNA. RefSeq names its product cytokinin dehydrogenase 6-like. The transcript has 5 exons. Gene Ontology annotation, molecular function: FAD binding; cytokinin dehydrogenase activity. NCBI's taxonomy places the organism in Eukaryota, Viridiplantae, Streptophyta, Magnoliopsida, Cucurbitales, Cucurbitaceae. The record is from RefSeq and is a predicted model, not a curated record. Gene Ontology annotation, biological process: cytokinin metabolic process. Bases 4 to 1584 code for a protein of 526 amino acids.
AGCAUGCUUUCCAUCCGAAGCUUUAUGCUUUUGUUCCUGAGCUGUAUUGCUGUUAGGAUGAAUCUAUGCUUCACAGGCAUCCAUUCGUCACUGAAGAUGCUUUCCAUCAACGGGCAUUUUGAGUUUGACAAAGUGCAAUUUGCCGCAAGAGACUUCGGUAAUCGAUAUCGAUAUUACCCUGCAGCAGUACUGCAUCCAUCAUCAGUUUCUGAUAUCGCCAUGACUAUUGAGCAUAUUUGGAAGAUGGGACUUCGUUCAGAGCUCACAGUUGCAGCUAGAGGCCAUGGCCACUCGCUCCAUGGCCAAGCGCAGGCCCACCAAGGAGUUGUGAUUAACAUGGAAUCACUCCAGUACCCUCAAAUGCAGGUUCAUACCAGAAACUUUACUUACGUCGAUGUUUCUGGAGGGGAGUUAUGGAUAAAUAUCCUGCACAAGAGCUUGAAAUACGGAUUAACACCAAAAUCAUGGACAGACUAUCUACAUCUAACAGUUGGAGGUACUUUAUCCAAUGCAGGGAUCAGCGGACAGGCAUUUCGGCAUGGCCCUCAGAUCAGCAACGUUCAUCAGCUGGAGGUUGUAACAGGAAAAGGGGAUGUGGUAAGCUGUUCAAAGGAACAGAACAGUGACCUCUUUUACGGUGUUCUUGGAGGAUUAGGCCAGUUUGGAAUUAUCACAAGGGCAAAAAUUCUACUUGAACCAGCGCCAACAAUGGUAAAAUGGAUACGGGUGCUGUACUUAGACUUCACUACUUUUUCCUCAGAGCAGGAGCUCUUGAUAUCUGCAGAAAAUACAUUCGACUACAUUGAGGGAUUGGUGAUAAUAAACAGAACUGAUCUUUUGAAUAAUUGGAGAUCAUCAUUCAAUCCACAAGACCCAGUUCAAGCAAGCCAGUUCAAGUCUGAUGGAACAAUUCUUUACUGCCUAGAAUUGGCCAAGUACUUUCACCACACCGAGGACGACAUUAUCGAUCAGGAAGUCACACGCUUGUUGUCUCAGUUAAGUUAUAUCCCAUCAACACUUUUCAUAUCAGAAGUUACAUAUGUGGAAUUCUUGGACAGAGUUCAAGUAUCAGCCGUCAAACUACAGUCAAAAGGCUUGUGGGAAGUCCCACACCCAUGGCUAAAUCUCCUUAUUCCAAAAAGUAAAAUAAAAAAAUUUGCAGAAGGGGUUUUCGGCAAUAUCCUGAAGGAAACAAGCAACGGCCCUGUCCUAAUCUAUCCACUUAACAAAUCAAAGUGGGACAAUAGAACUUCUGUAGUUAUUCCAGAGGAGGAGAUUUUCUACCUGGUGGCGUUUCUAACCUCUGCAGUUCCUUGUUCUAGGGGAAACGACAGCUUAGAAUACAUCUUAACUCAGAACAUGAGAAUUCUGGAAUUCUGUAGAACAGCCAAUCUAGGAGCAAAACAAUAUUUGCCACAUUAUACUACAAGGAACGAAUGGCAGGCCCAUUUUGGCCCAAUGUGGGAAACAUAUGUAAACAGAAAAAAUGCUUAUGACCCUUUGGCAAUACUUGCUCCAGGUCAAAGAAUAUUCCAAAAGGCAAAAUCCUUGUCAUCAUGGCUCCCACACUUGAACUCAACUUGAGAAGGCAUCAUAAAAUGCAGGAGUCGUCUGCUGUCUGUAGAUUUGCUAGUAUAUUCUGCGCCUUUUUUUCCUAGAGUAUAGGUUAACAAGGUAACUGCAGGAUAAUUCAAAUUUAAUUAAAGGUGUAAAAAAGUGAAUUUAUAUACUAAAUUUGGAAAGCGGUGAGGAACAGUUGAACAAUGGUAGGUGCAUAUAUCAAUUUUGUAGUAUCAUACAGCAUUACUAUGAUAAAUCAAGGAAAACAAAGUCGUUU